GCAGUGGAGCGUUUGAUCCACCCACAGCUGUGUGAGCGCUGCAUCGAGUUCCUGGAUCGGCAGGUGGUGCAGCAGAUAAACGGCCGAGCGGAGCGGGCGAGCGAGGAGGUGGUGCACGCCUUCAUCCUGGUGCACACCAAGCUGCUGGCAUUCUUCUCCAGUCGUAAUGCCAGCUCUGUGAAGCCUUCAGACUUGCUCUCGCUCAUCUUAAUUGCACAAGACAUGUAUCCUAGCAACGGCCAACUGGAGACACAGGCUGGCAAGGAUGUAGAGGACCUGACGGUGGCUGAAGAGUUCCACACACCUCAGUCUUCUCCCAGUCCACACGGAGCAGGAGACCUUGGGAUGGCAGGGAGCAGCUCACACACAUUCCAAUUCACUGACUCAGAGAUACAGAUUGCUGAGGACACAGUGCAAGCAGCUUCAGAGAGUUCUGUUCCCAGGAGGAUCUUCCUUGAUGCUAAUCUGAAGGAGCACUACUGCCCCAUGAUGCCUCACAACAUGUACUGUAUGUCCCUCUGGCCGGCCAUCUCACUAGUGCUCCUCACAAAGAUCCCGUCCAGCCACGUCGCUGUGUCCCUCCACCAGCUUUUAGACGCAUUCACGGUGCUGGAGGCGAAGCUGAAUGAAGGACAGGAAGUUGGGCACGCUCCUCGCGCUUACCCAAACAUGGCGGAUCUCCGGCACAGGAUGGACAAAUUCAUCAAGGCUGUGGCAACCCGGGAGCGACCGUUGCAGUACGCCUGGGCAGACUUCAAGAGCAAAGCCUUCUCCAAACCUGACACUGGGAACCAUCACGAUCUAUUACAGGCCUGUCGUAACGUGAAGUCCCAGCUGUGCUCGGUGUACCAACAGCGCUUCCUGCUCAGGGCUGGCAGGGAGUGUCAGCACCUCUCCUCAAACCUCCAGGCCAGAGUCCUCGAAACUGUGCAAGGCAAGCUGAUGGACUGGAAGGAAUUUCUCUUAGUGAAGAGCAAGAGGAACGUCACCAUGAUCUCGCAUCUGCAAGAUUUUCCUGGGCUGAUUCAUUUCAUCUAUGUGGAUCGGACAGCGGGUCAGAUGAUCGCACCUGCCAUCAACAUGAUUGAAAAACCCACCUCUGAGCUGGGGAAAGGGCCGGUGGCGGCUUUCAUCAAAAACAAGGUGUGGUCUCUGGUUGGUUUGGGACGCCGGUACCUGCAGAAGGGAUACACCACACUCACCUUCAGGGACGGAGAUUACUACUGCUGUUAUUUCCUCUGGUUUGAGAAUGAAACUGGAUACAAGCUGCCAGGUAUUGAGCUGCCCAUGCUGUCUGACGACUCAGCACCCAUCGGCAUUUUAACUGGAGACUACUACAGGAAACUACUGCGAUAUUACAGCAAGAACCACAGCUCGGAGGUGAUCAAGUGCUUUGAACUGCUGACCAUCCACUUGGGUGUGGUCCCCACGCAGUUCAUCAUUCAGCAGUGCUGUGAUUUAGCUCGCAAGCUGUGGGAGCCCUCCCGCAUCCCACUGCUCUAAGGCAGCAAGAACAGCAGCUCAGUCUGUGCUGGAGAACAGUGGUCUUUGGGUGGUGGUGGGGGCAACAUAGGACCAGGAGUAGGUCAUUCAGCCAC
This is a messenger RNA of Callorhinchus milii (elephant shark), 1598 nucleotides long. RefSeq names its product HPS1 biogenesis of lysosomal organelles complex 3 subunit 1 (gene hps1). Gene Ontology annotation, biological process: melanosome assembly; vesicle-mediated transport. Gene Ontology annotation, cellular component: BLOC-3 complex. Gene Ontology annotation, molecular function: guanyl-nucleotide exchange factor activity. The record is from RefSeq and is a predicted model, not a curated record. Lineage: Eukaryota; Metazoa; Chordata; Chondrichthyes; Chimaeriformes; Callorhinchidae.